UCUUGUUCUCUUCAGCCGCCAUAUUCAACUUCCUCAGAGCAAGACCUUUUAAACAAAAGCGUCAUAUUUUCAAUGUCUUCGAGAAGAUCACCCAUGGUUGAAGACUUGAAGCAGUUGUAUAGAGCUGAACUUGUUGAGAUUUCUGAACAUCUGACCAAAGAGGAAUUUAAAAAACUCUUAUAUUAUUGCACAGAUUACAUUUCGGAGAGUUCUUCGAGCAGCUUCUCGACGCCGGAGGAAAUUUUUCGGCGCUUGGAGGAAAAGGAAAAAAUUUCGUACGAGAAAUUAGGCUUUCUGACGAAAUUCGCAGACAAGAUUGGAAGGAACGAUCUGGUCACAAAGCUUAACAUAUUUGAAAUAACAAGGGAGCUGAUGAUUUUUGCUUUGAACAGGCAAGGAUUAGGAGCAACCAUUAAUUCGUCGACCACAAGUGUGGGUCAUCGUUUAGCAGAAAUGGCGGAUGUAGUCCAAGAUCGAGUUGAUGUACGAGCCCAAGGAAUGAUCAAUUCCCUCCUUGGGUCCGGGAAAAAUGUCUCCAACAUUUUGGACGUAAUCAUCCGAGAAGCUGUGCCUGGCUCAGAUGAAACCCAAAACUGGAACGACCUGGCUUUGUGCUUCGUCAUUGCAGCGGGAAUUGUCUGGUUGGUGCCCAGAGAGAACCAAGAAUCAGACAACGAUGCAUUACAGGUCGCCAUCGACCUGGCCAGUCAUCUUUGGUCUAUGAUGGCCAAAAUUGGAACAUGGGUGAGUGGAAUUUAAUUUUAAAUCCUUAGCUAUUCCUUGCAUUUGAGUCUCUGUAAUCGAACUAUUUUUAGAAACAUACAAACAACUAUGUAGAAUCGAAAGCGGAAAUGGAUCAACUGUUGACACCAUUCUAUGAAACUUAAAGAUUACCAUUCAAAAAAGAUUUCUAUGAAAUGGUUUGACCGGAUGAAGUCAACGUUUCUAUCUUCGCAGCAUUCUCUAAGAAACAUCGAUUAGCUCCAACAGAAUCGUAAACACGCGAGGCCGUUCAAUUUUCACGGGCAUAUCUGAAAUAUUAUGCUAAUUGAUAACUUCGAACCACUAUCGAACCCCUCAGGAACUUAGCGAUUUCCAGUUUUUUAUCAACGGGAGCUGUGAUUUCUUGCUUGCACUGAAUUUGAUGCGGUCUAAAGCCAAGAAAUAGACUUAAAUACAGGGUGACCCCCUAAAGAAGUGUGCCUGGCUUGUUCGCUCGGUAGUUGAAAUAAUGGGAAAGAGAAAUGUUAUUGUCUACUGGUAGAGAUAUCUGCAUAAUUUUAAUUAUUUGAGGGUUGUCAAGGGACAUAGCAAAUAAGUCUAAUAUCUGUGAACAAUUCAAGAGGAGUUGUGAUAUAACAAUAAUUAGUGGCCAAGAGGUAAACAACUCAAUUAUUCGUUGUAUGAGUUUAUAAAACUAAUUAAAUAAGUAAGAUGAAGUCGAGUGUUGCGAAUUACAUUCGGACAAUGGCCUUUAUAACGAAUUCUGCAAGACUACAGAGUAUCAUAUGUUGCUUUCAUAUGUAGGAUGAAUUUUGCAAAUUUGUCCGUAAGCGACACACUGGAUACAGUUCAGUUCCUGAGCCAGCGACUGACUCUCCGUGGAAGAUGACGUUAAUCGACUUGAUUGAGAAGAUGAAGGAAAACUUCUUUAAUGAAAAACAAGGAUAAGUAGCAUCCAAUUUAACGUAGUCAUAGAUUAAUUUAGCAAACAUUUGUGGGAUAAAAUAUCUGAGCACUUAAGAAAGGAGUAGAAAGAGUGAACUGAAACAGAUAGCUGGUUCAUUUUUCUCUUUGUAUCGAAUAUUUCAACGUCGUUAACUUGAAGAUAAUUUUUUUCAAGGGUCUACAAUUUUCUUAUCGGUCUGGGUCUGGGUCUUGGUCUGAGUCUGGUAUCCAUGUGAGCAGCACAAAUUUGCAUACUGACCAUUUUUAUGGUUUUAUUACUAGGUUCGAUGAGUCGAGAACCAAUCAACAUGCUACAAGCAAGGAAGUGAUGUCUUCAUGUUGGACACCAACUUCCACCUAUCCAGACUUGCGGUUCCUUUUUGUGAACCAGUUGGCAAGAAAUGACUUCUAUGCAAUGGAAGUUGCAAAAACCAUACAACCGUAGCUAUGGCUACGCUCUCAUAUAACUGAUAUGCCUUAGAGCAUUCAAAUCCUGCUGGGCUCAAUUUAAGGAGGGGGCAUUGGGGUCUAUUAAAAACCGCAAAAGCGUAAAAUCCUGAUGCCCCCCUUUAAGCUCACACUGAUUUGCUCCUGAGGAAGAUGAAUAUGGCGGCUCAUUUACGUUGUAACAACGGCUCAUGUUACCACAUUUGAGCACAACAUAAGUCUUAUUUACAAGGUAAGUCUUAUUUCCAUGCUCACUACCGGUCAGACGAAAAGAUCCAAAUGACCCAAAAAACCGAUAGAGAAAGACCCAAACUGAUAAAGUAACAAAGUUAGGUCGACAUCUUAAGUAGUGGGUAGUAGUAGAUAUAAAUUUAGGUUGCCGAGUUUCGAUCAAGCAUGCUAUAUCAAAAGAAGGAAUAAAUUCGUCGUAAUAGAUACUUAACUCUCAAAUGAUAUUUAAACUGUUAUAGUAUAGUGAGAGUGUACACUCAAGGGUUUUAUAGGUCCUUCACACAAUUAGUGGGAGAAAGUAGUUAAGGUGAUUUUUUCGCUUUUUUUAAGAAUCUAAUGCUUUUUGAAGUCCCAUGUAGAGUAAACUUAUGUUUGAAGCUUGUGUCUUCUAGAUACCCGUCUCAAAGGUAAUCAGGUAAUUUUUUUUGUAGUAUUUUGGCAUUCUGGAAAUAUAGCUAAAUGUUUUUCGAUACUAUGUGUCGCGAUGAUAGUUUAGUAGAAAGUUGCCCCUUCCGACUGAAAUUCCUGCAAAUAAAAGGUUAUUAACCCCAAAGAUAUGAUUUGCGAACAUCUAAAAUUAUUAUAUGCCACAUUUCGCCGGCACGUUCCAGAAUUCUCAGUGACAACUGUAGGAAUGCGAGCGGGAAUUAUAGGAUUAGAAUCUGUAAUUUGCACAGUGUUCUUGAGUGAGACAUUCUACGCGGUUCAGGAUGGACUAAUGUCGGCCUUGACUGGAUUGAAUCUCCCGAUCUCCCAACGUGUUCGUGAGAGGCAAAGAUUGAUCCUGGCGCUCUUAUAUGUUGUGGCUAUAUUGCAUGGCGCUCACUGAGAACUGUUUUUAUUAUUUUCUCAAGGUAAGGUUUAAGGCUCUCAUCAUUACUCACUCAUUACUCAAUCACUCCAAUCGUUAUUAUGUUAUCAUUCAUUACCGCAUCGGACGACACCUUUAGGCCCGGUUAUCUCUUAACCCUUUACACCCUAACAUCAGUAUGCAAACUCUCCAUACUAUGCUCUACACAUUUCCUAAGGUGCUGACAAGGAGAAUUUGUUUAACAACCAAGAGCUUGAUUCGUUAGUGAUCAUUUCCUUUAUUCUCGUGAUCUAGAUGCGUGAUUCGGGGAUGAUAUUGUAAGGAGAAGUUAGGUGUUAAUCACCCUUAGAGGUUAAAGAUUUCAGCUCCUGAGGUAACUUACACUAGGCAUUUUAGGGUAAAAAAUCGUAGUACUCAAUAGCCUACACCAAUGCUCUUGUCAUUAUCAUUAUCAUUAUCAUCAUCGCCAGCGUCGUCAUCAUCAUUAUCAUUACUUUUAUCUGGUGUUAUGUUUUGUGUGUUUUUCUUGUUUUGUUUUCUGAGAAAUGUUUUGCACAGAUUUCUGGUCGAAGUCUUCAUCGUGAUCACGCAAGACUGCGUCGUUGACGGAGAACCUGGAACUUGCUACUUUCGUCUGUAUGACCCUUUGAACGUUCCUCGUUACGCCUAUGGAAACCAUCAUGAUGUCCUGGGUGUCAGCAUACUUCUAGUAAAGCCCAUCUGCUGUGCGCUGUUUCUGCAGUAUUUUCUGGAUUUCUGCAUCAUAUGCAUCAUCUCUUUCUGUGCAACCAAGUUGUUAAGUUGUUGCAUGAUCUCGAAAGCGUUGGUUCAGCAAAAGGCCACCCCACAGUUGUUACAGUCAAACAGAGAGGGUCCUCUUUUGCGUUCUCGCCCUCCAAGUACCGAAAGGAACCGCUCAAGGCACAGUAUCUCAAACAUUUAAUGGAAAGAACUGAUAUGAACGAUUUCUCAAAAUUGAAAUAUUUGUUUUUCAUUAGCCAUUACAAUUUUCUUGGAUUUUCGCAGUUUUCCCCUUGGCGAUCGGUUUAUUGUCAUUUUCAUCGAAAAGAAUGGGACUUAUUAGUUAAGGGAGGCACAGUCAGUGGUAAUCUCAAUUUCCAGAUUCAGUAUUAUCCAACGGCGUUACUAAAAUUAUAAAGGAAUUCUUCACCGCUUUCUUUAGGUUAUGGCUGGUAUGUAUUUAGACCGAUAUCUGCCUCCGUGACUUUGAGACGUUUGGUUUCGGUUGAUAAGCUUUGGUUUAAUGUUCUUGUAGGGAUUACUUUUUGCAAAUAUUGGCAUUCGUUUAUCUGUGUAAAUGAUUUAUUAUGUAGGAAACCCUAAAUCCCCAAGGGUGGCACCACUGCUUUGGUCGGGGGUACACGUUCCCCGUUUUGUUCCAUCUGCUGCAUGGUUUUAGGGGUUUUCGUGUCCGGCUUUGGUGCAUUUGCUCUUUUUUUUUAAUUUGUAGCACAGUUGAUAUCUAUAAAUGUGUUGUAGCUAGAUAAAAAGCAUCUUUUACUUCAUGGAAAAAAGGAAUGAAAAACGUAGAGUCUAAAAAAUUUGAAAUACCCGCUCGACUAUGUAAAUAUGUAAAAAAAAACCAAAACAGAAAACAGUGUAAAUAGCAAUAAAAAAAAAGUAUUAUUUAAAUACAUCAUAUCGAGGUUUGAGUUUCUAAGCAGCAGUAGAAGACCAAACAAGUGCAGCGACUAGGGGCAGCUAUACGUUGACUAAAGCGCAAGCGCUCUUUCUAGCGAGUAUUUCUGUAAGCUCCUUAAUGCCCCGUGGGUAAAUAAGCUCACUUAUCACUCUUCCUUAGAAUGUUAAAAUGUCAUUAGAAAAAAAAAAUGGAAGAGGACGGAAAAAGAAUAGAAUCGUGGGAUUUUAGUAAGAUAUGAUCAUGACUUAAGCCUUGGUUAGAAUCAUUAGAUCACUGACGUUUUUCUCUCCUUAAUGAAAACAUGCUAUUUUUCAUUCUUUCAGAAUUAUCUACCUCCCCCCUCCCCUCCCCGCUACACUUUUUGUGAUUCCUAGGUCAUCCGAGGUAUAUUCAGUAACCUUGUUUUUGUAACGAUUAAAAAUUUUCCCUCAGAUGUAGAUUCCACAUUUCAGUCAAAAAUCUAGUUCACUGCCACCCCCCUCCAACCCCCUCACGUUUUCACCAUUCCGUCUAGGGUUGGACAUCAAACUAAGGAUCAGUUAUGGUUGGCAAGUUCAGUUGGGAAAGGAAAAAUAUGCUUUGCUUUGCUUGCCUUAAUUUUCAAGAUAAAGUCUAUCACCAAAAAUGCAACUUAAUAGCAUCUAACCCCACGAGUAAAAACGUGCAGUCUCAAAAAUCUAUGUAGUUUAGCUUUGCUUUCGCCAUCAAAUCCUACACCAAUCUCGUUGGCCAAAAUUGGUUACGAUAGAGAAAAAAAAUGACCUCUUCGCGAGGCUUAAUCAGCAAUUUAUCUCCAAUAUCUUGCAUAGUGUAGGCUGCGAGCAGACUCCCUCUCCGCACUGUGUUAAGGAAUUUUUUUUUGGAUUAAAUCGCGCAUCGAAUAACACAGAGAAAGGGGCCGCAAGGGAUACUGGGAUUGUACCCGCAUUUGUGCACAGCGAUGCCACAAACUGUGCUUUUGCGUGGCAAUGGUUUAGAGAAAAAAUAUCUCUUUUUAUUUUACAGAAAACUAAGAUUCUGAGAUAUAUUGGUUUUAAUAUUUUUGAAGGAAGUUCAUUCAUGUUCCGAAUUUUGCUCCACGUUCCGCAUCUUCAUCUGCUAAUAGGAACCAAUCUUCGACAAAGUCUUUUCGAGUAACCAUAAGAAAAAUCUCUCCGGCCCAGCCCAGUGGCUCAAUUAGCCAAACCUAAAAGCUAAGCUUCGAACGCCCUUUCGCUGAAGUUAAGACUUGUGAGUAAGCGACUGAAAAGAUUCCCCAUCUGAUAAAUUUCUUUGAUCAAAUUUCCGUUGAAUAUAUAUAAAGACGUACAUGCGUCAACCAUAAUAACAUAUGAGGUUUAGAAAUCUUUUGAUUGCAUAGAGAUUCAAUUCGAGAUCGCACAUAAAGGUUUUCAAUUUCGUAUUUCGUUUCGCUUUCAACGCGCAACAGAUUCACCUCGCUGCAGCAUCGGGCACACCGAUUGCAUUUUAAAUUUGUAAAGUUAUUUGAACUAAAUGAAGAGAACUGAGAACGAGACUUACGGAGGUAGGGGAUACCUCUGCCUAAUAUGGCGAUGUUACGUCUGUUUCUGAUAUAAAUAGGGUGCUCGUGUUUUCUUUUGGCCGCCAUAUUCAUCUUUCAAAGAGGGAGAAUUUUAGGGCAACAUUUUCACAAUUUUUGUUAGUCUAUGUUAUUAUUACCUAUGUUAGAGGAGCUAAAGCGUUGGUACCGAAUUGUACUUGUCAAGAUUUCUCAAGAUCUGACUGAAGAGGAAAGGGAAGAACUCUUGUUUUACUGUAAAGACCACAUUCAGAAGGGGUUGUCGAGUAAUUUCUCCGUAGGCGUUCAAAUUUUUGAUCGCUUGGAAAAAGCAAACGUAAUUUCCUGGGAGAAACUUGACUUCCUGACCGAGUUCCUUGGCGCAAUAAACAGGCAAGAUCUUGUAACUAAGCUGACUGCAUUUGAGUUGACAAGAGAACUGAUGAUCCACGUUUUGAAAAGGCAAGAUUCUCAACCACCCAUGACUUCGUCGACCGCCAGUGUGGGACUCCAUUUAGCGGAAAUGGUGAACCAUGUCCAAGAUGGAGUUUAUUUACCGGCCCAAGGAGCGAUCAAGGCUAUCCUUAAAUCCCAACAGAGAGCUUCUAACGUUUUGGACGUCAUCCGCCGGAAAGCAUUGCCUAAAGCCAGAGAAACCGAGCCGAACACCUUCGCGUUGCUCGUCGCCAUUGCAGCCGAAAUUGUCUUGCUGGUGUUUGAUGAGAACCAAAAACAAGAGAAGUAUGCAUUGGACGUCGCCAUCGAGCUGGCUGACCACUUAGAGAAGAAGGUAGCCAACUAUGGCAGUUGGGUGAGUGGA
Molecule: messenger RNA, 7159 nt
Organism: Pocillopora meandrina
Lineage: Eukaryota; Metazoa; Cnidaria; Anthozoa; Scleractinia; Pocilloporidae
Source: the annotation of a GenBank genome assembly